Solanum dulcamara is the source of this 2883-nucleotide messenger RNA. Its product is annotated as CSC1-like protein RXW8. Gene Ontology annotation, cellular component: plasma membrane. Gene Ontology annotation, molecular function: calcium-activated cation channel activity. Bases 328 to 2490 code for a protein of 720 amino acids. The transcript is spliced from 11 exons. NCBI's taxonomy places the organism in Eukaryota, Viridiplantae, Streptophyta, Magnoliopsida, Solanales, Solanaceae. The record is from RefSeq and is a predicted model, not a curated record.
AUUUUGGUUUUAGAUGUUAUCUGUGCUCGGGUGGCCGAAUUGUCAGUACUGGAUUAUAUUGACUUUGUUACACUUUAGUAUGCUAGGUAGAACGCUAAUGCGUAGAGUUGAUCAGGGGAUAUUUGAAAUGAGCAUGCUUGUAAGGCUAAAGUUUUUCUAUGUGACCUCUUAUUUUGCUUGCAGUUUCUUAACCUUAAUGCACUACAUUUGCUGCUGUAUCUAGAUCUUCUCAUGCUGCUGCACUGAGAUCUUUUCAAUCUUUUAAAGGAAGGCAGAAACAAUGAUAUGUCUUAAUUAUUGAGGUUUCUGAAAUAUUUGGGGACGGAAAUGAAGCUAGCUGCUCUGUUGACUUCUGCUGGUAUCAAUACUGCAGUGAGCGUAGUGCUGUUCUCCUUGUAUUCGGUUUUAAGGAAACAACCAAGCUUUGUAAAUGUUUACUUUGGCGCGAAGAUUGCUCAGGUACGAUCAAGACAGCAGGAUGCCUUUCACUUUGAUCGAUUCGUUCCUUCUCCAAGUUGGAUCCUAAAGGCAUGGGAGACAUCUGAUGAAGAAAUAUGCGCUACUGGUGGCUUGGAUGCAGUGGUAUUCGUGCGGAUGAUAGUUUUCAGUUUCCGAAUAUUCUCCAUUGCAGCUAUUGUAUGCAAUUUCCUUGUGCUCCCACUUAAUUAUUUUGGAAAAGAGAUGCAGCGUCACCAAAUUCCAGCUGAGACAUUGGAGGUAUUCACCAUUGCGAAUGUUGAGGAAGGGUCAAGAUGGCUUUGGGCUCACUGCCUUGCGCUGUACCUCGUAUCCUGCUGUUCUUGUUUUCUUCUUUACCUUGAGUACAAAAGCAUUUCAAGGAUGAGGCUGGCUUACUUUACUUCAUCUGUUUCCAACCCAAGUUAUUUCACAGUUCUUGUUCGUGCCAUCCCAUGGUCGCGAGAAGAAUCGUACAGUGGAACAGUGAAAAGAUUCUUCACAAAUUUCUAUGCAUCAAGUUUUUUAUCUCAUCAAAUCGUUUAUCGCUCUGGCUCUGUUCAGAAACUGGUGACUGAUGCAGGGAAGGUGUGCAAGAUGCUAAAACUAACGCCUAGGGAACCACAUAUUGGAUCAAAUUCCAUGAGAUGUGGUCUUUGUGGAACAACAGCAUCAUUCAGCAUGGUUCCCAUGGAUGAGGAAGGUGACAAAGGAAGAAGUGAUUUUGGUGGUUCAGAUUUGAGGAAAAAGGAGUCUGCAGCUGCUUUAGUUUUUUUCAGGAAUCGCUAUGCUGCUUUGGUUGCUUCUCAGAGCCUUCAAUCUCGAAAUCCCAUGUCAUGGGUCACAAAUCUUUCUCCAGAACCAGGUGAUAUGUAUUGGUCAAACAUUUGUGUUCCAUAUAGACUCCUUUGGAUCCGCAAAGUAGCUAUUCUUGUGGCCUCGAUGGCUUUGGUGGCAUUUUUCAUUGUGCCUGUUUCAUUAACACAAGGUCUUGUUCACCUCGACAAGCUUCAAAAGACAUUUCCAUUUCUUAAAGGCGUUUUAAAGAGGAAAGCAAUGAGUCAGCUGGCUACGGGAUAUCUACCAAGUGUCGUGUUAAUAAUAUUUAUGUACAUGGUUCCUCCAAUAAUGUUGCUAUUUUCUACAUUGGAAGGCUCUACCUCUCGUAGUGGCAGGAAGAGGAGUGCAAGCAUAAAAGUUUUAUGCUUCUUCAUCUGGAAUGUUUUCUUUGGUAACAUCCUCUCGGGGUCUGUGAUUGAGAGGUUCAGUAAGAUUUUUAAGGAUGUAAAUUACCUACUUGCAACAGCAGUACCAUCAACGGCCACCUUUUUUAUGACUUAUGUUUUGACAUCAGGCUGGGCAAGUCUAUCAUGCGAACUCAUGCAACCGUUUGGUUUACUCUGCAACUUAUUCUAUAUAUUUAUUCUCAGAAACAAGGAUGUCACUACAUAUGGCACAUUGACUUUUCCAUACCACACAGAAGUUCCAAGGAUCCUUCUAUUUGGGCUUUUUGGCUUUGUGUAUUCCACAUUGUCUCCUUUGAUACUGCCAUUCUUGCUGGUUUAUUUUUCCCUUGCUUACCUUGUAUACCGUAAUCAGAUCCUCAAUGUAUAUGUAACAAAAUAUCAAACUGGGGGAACUUAUUGGCCUAUUGUGCACAAUGCAACAAUUUUCUCAAUGGUGCUGAUGCAAGUUAUAGCCAUGGCAGUCUUUGGACUAAAAAAGUCUACAGUGGCGUCAAGCUUCGUAAUUCCGCUGAUAAUCUUGACACUCCUUUUCAAUGAGUAUUGCAGGCAAAGGUUUCAACCAUUAUUCAAGCAAAUCCCUGCUCAGAUCCUUAUCGAAAUGGACCGGCAGGAUGAGCAAAAUGGGAAAAUGAAAGAGAUCCAUCAAAAACUCACAACAGCUUAUACUCAGUUCAAAUCCAAUUCCCGCACGCUGGGUGAUCCUAUGCCCCCAAAUCAUAACAACUGCAGGCUUGAAGACCUAGAAAUUAAUCCAGGAAAAAGCCCUAUCCAUCAUCUCUCUUCUUAAUCGGUUCAACAUACGUUGUAAAUUGGAGAAUCAUAAUCAAGUAUAUGAAUUUCUGGGCAUUUACAUGAGGGAAUAUUGCCAGUCGUGAUUCUUCUAACUAUUUAUUUUUGGAGGAAGGGAAGAUGAUAUCUUGAAUAGAGACUUUAGCAUACACAGGAGAUAGUUAUAAGCACUUCUGGAGCUGCAAGAUUUUGGAAGUUUUUAGAUUAUCUCAGUCUCACAUAGAGAUGGGAAGAUGAACGUUAUUGAGUUUUUGUACAGAUGAUAGUUCCAUGAAUAAUGAAACCUUCUGUUAGAGUAUGAUGUUCUUACAUGUAUAGUUGAAAUACUUACAGGUUAUUCUAUCAGAGGAUUUUGUUUAUUCUAUCUUUUUGGCUAUAGUUGUACAUUUUA